AGCACAUUACUGUGUUCCUGCUCCAGGGAGAAGUAUCACCCAGAAGGACAGCAAAAGAGUGAAGCAGAGGACUGUCUCUUGGAAGGUUCAAAGAUAAAUUCAGGAAAAAGAACCGAACAACAAUGCUGAGAUUUGCUGUCACCCUCUUUGCUGUCAUAAUGUCAUCUACCUGCCAAAAAUAUGGAUGUCUAGAAGGCGACACCCACAAACUGAAGCCAAGUCCUGAGCCAAAUAUGCAUGAGUGCACACUGUACUCUAAAUCUUCCUGUUGCUAUGCAGACUUCACAGAGCAAUUGGCUCAUUCCCCAGUAAUUAAAGUAAGCAACAGCUACUGGAACAGAUGUGGGCAGCUCAGUAAAUCCUGCGAAGAUUUCACAAAGAAAACAGAGUGCUUUUACCGGUGUUCUCCACAUGCUGCUCGCUGGAUCCACCCCAACGACACUGCUGCUAUUCAGUCUGUUCCACUGUGUCAAAGCUUUUGUGAUGACUGGUAUGAAGCCUGCAGAGAUGAUUCCACAUGUGUUCAUAACUGGCUGACGGACUGGGAAUGGGAUGAAAGUGGAGAAAACCACUGUAAGAAUAAAUGUAUUCCAUACAGUGAGAUGUAUGCAAAUGGGACUGACAUGUGCCAGAAUAUGUGGGGGCAGUCAUUUAAGGUGAGCGAAUCCUCCUGCCUCUGCUUGCAAAUGAACAAGAAGGACAUGAUGGCAAUCAAGUACCUCCUCUCCGAAAGCUCAGAGGAAAGCUCCAGCAGCAGCAGCAGCAGCAGCAGCGAGGAGCAUGCCUGCCAAAAGAAACUCCUGAAGUUUGAGAAACUAAAGAGAGAGGAAGGGGAACAGAUAAGAUAAAUGGUGGUGGGUGUAUGUCAGGACAAGAUAAAUUUUCGUGGAGGCUGGGCUCAGAGCAUCAUGCCAGCCUGCUUUAUCCCUUACCUCCUAGAACAUAAUAAAUCAGUGGCUGGUUAUAUUAA
Phalacrocorax carbo (great cormorant) is the source of this 970-nucleotide messenger RNA. Lineage: Eukaryota; Metazoa; Chordata; Aves; Suliformes; Phalacrocoracidae. The record is from RefSeq and is a predicted model, not a curated record.